This is a messenger RNA of Ostrinia nubilalis (European corn borer), 1325 nucleotides long. RefSeq names its product retinol-binding protein pinta-like. Gene Ontology annotation, cellular component: membrane. The record is from RefSeq and is a predicted model, not a curated record. The transcript has 7 exons. Gene Ontology annotation, molecular function: phosphatidylinositol bisphosphate binding. Bases 215 to 1141 code for a protein of 308 amino acids. Lineage: Eukaryota; Metazoa; Arthropoda; Insecta; Lepidoptera; Crambidae.
AUCGUUUUCUUCAUGGAAUGUUCUACUUUUGUCGGCAAGUACAAAAAUUUGAAUGUAGUAUCCGCUUAUUGAGACAAACGUGUAUCAGCCAAAGAUAUGGAUAAUCAAGAUAGCGACCAAAUAUCGGUUUUGGCGUCGCUGUAUACAUUUGUGUAUGAGCGGGGAAGGACAUCUACGAUACAGUAUUUGUUGCAUUUAGUUGUUAGAAGCUACAAUGGGUGUUCGUGUGCUAUGUCCGGAAUUGGCCGAAAAGGCCCGAUUGGAACUCAAUGAAGAUGAAAUAAAAAUGAACAAUGCUAUACAGCAUAUCAAAGAUUGGAUAGCCAAGCAACCGCAUAUACAUGCCCGAACAGAUGACCAGUGGUUGGCAGCGUUUCUGAGAGGAUGUAAGUUCAGCUUAGAACGAGCCAAGGAAAAACUAGAUUUCCACUACACAGUACGGAACACCGCGACAGAUCUCUUUCGGAUCAAACAUAAAGAUCCUUUGUUUCAUGAAAUACUAGGCUUGGGGGCUGUCUUAAUUUUGCCGAAGUUGGCCGGCCCUGCGGAGCCGAGGGUCGCGAUAGUGAGGCCUGGAAAGUACAAUCCCAAUAAAUACACAGUGUCAGAUAUUAUAUCUGCGUCCAAUAUUUUACAAAAGAUCAUCAUAAUGGAAGAUGACAACUGCAUAGUGGCAGGAAUCAGAGCAGUGCUCGACCUGGAGGGAGUCACGUUGGGUCACUUCAUGCAAAUGACGCCAAUACAGAUGAAGAAAUUGGUUGUCUCUUUACAGGACGUCAAUCCUUUCAGGAUGAAAGGAACCCACUAUAUAAAUGUUCCGCCUGGAUUCGAAAUGUUCUUGAAUGCUAUAAAAGCACUUUUGAAUGAAAAGAGUAAAAAUCGGCUCUUUGUACACAACAGAAAUUAUGAGGAGAUAUACAAAUAUAUUCCAAAGGAAGUAUUACCAGCGGAGUACGGUGGAGAAGGCGGCACUGUAAAAGACAUUAUAGAAUACUGGGAGAAGAGAGUGGAGGGAUACAGUGAGUGGUUGGAGGAGGACCUUCAGUUCCGCAGUGACGAGGCCAAGAGGCCUGGCAGGCCCAAGACGGCGGAGUCCAUGUUUGGGUCCGACGGCUCCUUUAGGCAAUUAGAUUUUGAUUAAUAUAAUUACUUAAUAAAUUAUGCAGAUAUACCUACGACUGCACAGAAAAUAGAAGGUUGGACGAACGAGGAAAGAGAACGAUUUGAAUAAGUUGCACGGGGCUGCACGAUAUUAAUGUUACUUAUGUAGUUAAACACACAACUGUUCACAUUAAUAAAGAUUCUAUUAAAAAUCUUAAUUUUUA